Messenger RNA from Blepharisma stoltei, 1788 nucleotides. The record is from the annotation of a GenBank genome assembly. NCBI's taxonomy places the organism in Eukaryota, Ciliophora, Heterotrichea, Heterotrichida, Blepharismidae.
AUGGAAAGCACUAUUGCUGAAGAUUUUCUUAAUGAUUUAGAUGAGCUUAGUGAAGAGGAUUCAAACUUAAAGCAGCAAAAACUUGAUGAAGACACUAAUGAAGAAAUUCCAAUCCUUGAAGAUUCAAUAAUUCUUAAGCAAAACGAUCUUUCAAAUCAUCUUUCUCAAAUCUCCAGUCAAAAUCCUCAGAUUUUUGACUAUAAAUUAGUAAUGAAAAGCAAUGAUUUCAUUCUUCAAAUAGAUCAAGAAAUUUUGCAAUUGCACAAAUAUUUAAGAGAUCUUUAUUUCCCACAUUUUUCUGAACUUGAAGAAUUGAUACAAAAUCCUAUUGAUUUUUCCAGAACUCUUAUAAAAUUUAUCGAAGAAAAUAGCACAUCUGCUGAAAUCUCUUCAAUAGUCCCUAAUCAUAUAAUAAUAGCAAUCGCAAUGGCAGUUGCCCAUGAUCCUCCCAAACCAAUUCCUAUUGAAAAACAAAAAAUUAUUUUAAAAGUAUCAUCACAGAUCCUACAACUAAACGAAGCUAGAAAUACAAUUCAAGAUUACAUUGAAGAAAGAAUGACAAAAAUAGCCCCAAGUCUUACAUUUCUAUUAGGAAGCUCAGUUGCAGGAAAACUAAUAGCAGCUGUAGGAGGACUAGAAAAGCUUGCUGUAAUGCCAGCAUGCAAUAUACAAGUAUUAGGGAUAGAAAAUAAAAAUGCUUUACUACCACCCACUUCGUGAGCGAACAAAAAAAUCUUGUUCGCUCACGGGCUAAUUUUGUUUUUAAAAAAAAAUUUAUAUAUAAAUUUUAUAGAAAUUUUUUUUUUUCGAAAUUUAAAAAAAAUCCCACCUCUCAAAAAUCGGGACGCAAAUAUUAAUUUAAUUUGUAAAAUAAAUGAUUUAAAACGUAAUUUGUUUUAAAAUUAACAGAAUUAGCUAGAUUUCAUGAUAAUAGUUAUCACUUAUAUAUCAAAAAUUUUCCCAUAAACAAUUUUUCUAUUACAAUUUUUUUGUUCGCUCACGGAGAGGAGGGAGUUAGGACUCUCUGCAUUAGGCUCAGGAAAACACAAAGGAUUUUUAGCCCAGACAGAAACAGCAAUAUCUGCUGGAAGGCUUCAGAAAAAAGCAAUAAGAAUGCUUGCAGCUAAAACAGCAUUGGCGGCCAGAUAUGAUUUAUUCAAUAAAAAUAAUGACGGAAGUCACGGAAAAAGUUUAUUAGAAAAUAUCAAUGAUAGGCUGGAAAAAGCUAUUGAGCCUCCUCCAAGCCAUAAAAGGCAGCCAUUGCCAGUACCAAAAGAUAUUAAAAAGCCACAUCGAGGAGGAAAAAGAAUAAGGGCAGCUAAGAGAAAAUACGAAUUGACUGAAAUGAGGAAACUAGCUAGCAGAGUGCAGUUUGGAACUGAGGAACAAGAAGAAUUCAGGGAAACAGGCCAUACUUUUGGCUCAUUGGGUAAAUCUGGGAAGCUAUUGAUAAAGCCUGCAUCUCAUCAGAAAUAUAAAUUAUCUUCAAAACGUCAGGAGCAGCUCAAUCAGCAGGCAUCAGGGCUUACAAGCUGUUACGCAUUUAGCUCUCAAGCUGAGCUUAUAACUGAUUUAUAAUUUUUAAUAGUUUAUAUAAAUAAUAGCUGAGUUUCUUUUCUACUAGAAAUAAUAGCAUAAAAUCUCAUAAAAAUCUCUAUUCGUCUUAAAUAGGAUAAAUUAGAUAACCCAUCAGCCUCCCUUAUAUCUCCAGUUCCGAACAAAUUAUUUGACUCAAAGUCAGGGUUUUCUACAGUAAUCGCUGAGAAAUCAGAAAAAGAUAAAAAUUAG